Molecule: messenger RNA, 805 nt
Organism: Gossypium arboreum
Lineage: Eukaryota; Viridiplantae; Streptophyta; Magnoliopsida; Malvales; Malvaceae
Exons: 2
Coding region: 154-639 (161 amino acids)
Source: RefSeq, a predicted model, not a curated record
UUAACCAAGAUGCUCACUGUUUUUUAGGUGUGUUCCAUCAUAUGCUGGUGGGGACAAGUAUCAAGUUGAAUGUGGUCCAAGUAGCCAGCAUGUGGUGGACUUAGUUUAGAAUUCUUACUCCUGCAGGAAUUGGGAUCUCACUGGCAUCCUUGCAUGCAUGCAUUAGCUGUCAUUCAUGUAAAAAAUGAGUUCCUAGAGACCUAUGUGCAAACUUGGUACACCAAGCAAACGCAGCUUCAAAUUUACUCAAAUUUUGUAAGUCCAGUAAGGGGUCCUAAACAAUGGGCCUAUGUGUCAAACAUGCUACCAAUACUACCUCCUCCACUAAGAAGGCCACCUGGUAGACCUAUUAAAGUGAGAAGGAAAGAACCUGAUGAACCACAAACAACAGAAAGGUUGAGCAAGAGAGGGGUGGAGAUGAGGUGCAGUAAAUGCAAAAUAAUAGGCCACAAUAAGAGGAGUUGCAAAGGGGAAGUUGGCCAAAAUAUUCUAGCUAAAAGGCAUCAAAUUGGUGUUAGAACCCAGCAACAGGCUACCCCAAGUCAGCAAGAGGGUACCCCAACUCAACAAGGUGCCCCAACUCAGUUACCUACUGCCCCAACUCAUCAAGAAGCUGCCCUAAGACAAAGCUCCCAUUAAAGAGAAAAUCAACCACAACCACUGUUAGAUGGAUGCCUUCUACUCAAGAGUCAUCCAUGACAGACCAUUGAUGAUGAUGUGAACAGACUGUAUUUUGUUAACCUUUUAAAACUGUGUAAAUUUGCCUGCUACUGAUUAUUAAUUUAGGCAGAUAUUUUUUGGGAAA